ACUUUUUCCUUUUUGUCAGAUCUAUUUCGCAAUAAAACGUGAAAGUUGCAACCCUAUUGAAAACUGAUUCUAGCUUCCACAUUAAUUGGCCUACUGGUCCUUUGAGAGCCCAAAACUAGACAUAAUAAGCCCACUUGAAACUGAUUUUAGCUUCCACAUUAAUAUGCCUUAAUGGUCCUUAGGAUAUUAUUAUUCAUACACAUAUAAUUGUAAGAUAUGGUUAAAUUUUUUAUCUAAACAAUGUUAAAAUAAAACAAAGAAAAUGCAACAGAGAUAAAUGUGAAAUAAUCUAAAAAAUUAUAGAAAAUUACUUCAAUAGAAAAGGAAGUUAUGUAAAAUUAAGUGCAUCUGCCACCUGUUAUCAUUAACUUAUUUAUACCAAAAAGAAAAGAAAAGGAAAAGCUCUAAAGCUUGACCCGCAAGUCACUUUUGUGUUGUAGCUAGCUAUAUAAGGGCAGUUAGACCUUGGGGCUUGGGUGAUCUACUCCUCUGCUCUCAUCGUCAUCUUCUUCACUUUCUUUCAACUCUCUACAGUUUCUCUUCGUCUUCGUUCUCUGCUCCUCCAUCGAUGGCGAAUAAUCAUCAUCCCAAGGAUGAGGCUUAUCUCUCAUCCGUCAUCCCCAAGCGUAUCAGGAUCUUCGAGGAAAUCCAAGCCGAACAACUUGAGCAGCUUCAAUCUCGGCCACACGAUCCGAUCAAGAUCACUCUUCUCCCAGACGGUAUCGUGAAAGAGGGGAAGAGAUGGGAGACAACUCCAAUGGAUAUCGCAGUGCAGAUUUCUAAGGGUUUCGCCAAAUCUGCUCUGGUUUCUUCGGUUGAUCAUGUCCUGUGGGACAUGAAUAGGCCCCUGGAAGGUGAUUGUUCGCUAGAGAUUUUCGGAUUUGACAGCGACCAAGGCCGUGAUACUUUCUGGCAUUCUAGUGCUCUCAUUCUAGGUCACGCUCUCGAGCAGGAGUAUGGAUGCAAGCUAUGCAUUGGACCCUGCAAAACCAUAGAUGAGGGCUUCUUUUGCGAUGCAUUUUAUCACGGCGAGCUGGGCUUAAACGACAAUCAUUUUCCAAACAUCGAAGCAGGUGUUUCGAAAGCUGUUCAGGAAAGACAACCAUUUGAAAGGAUUCAAGUGACCAAGGAUCAGGCACUCGAGAUGUUUUCUGAUAAUAAAUUUAAGGUUGAAAUCGUCAAUGACGACUUGGCUGAAGAAGCGACCAUUACAGUCUACAGAUGUGGCCCCUUGGUUGAUUUGUGUCCCGGACCACAUAUACCAAAUACUUCCUUUGUGAAAGCUUUCAAAUGUUUGAAGGCGUCAGCCUCUUACUGGAGAGGUAACAGCUACCGCGAGAGCUUGCAGAGAGUUUAUGGGAUAUCUUAUCCGGAUAAUAAGCAACUCAAGGACUAUCUUAAGUCUAUAGAAGAAGCAAAGAAAUAUGACCACAGAUUGUUGGGCAAACAGCAGGGUCUAAUCUUUUGUCACGAAUUCAGCCCUGGCAGUUGGUUCUUCCACGAACAUGGAGCUAUCGUAUAUAACAAGUUGAUGGAAUUAAUUAAGAAGGAAUAUAAGAAAAGGGGUUACAAAGAGGUCAUGACACCAAAUAUGUACAACAUGAAACUCUGGGCGACAUCAGGACAUGCUCAAAACUACAAGAAAAACAUGUUUACGUUCGAUAUUGAUGAACAAGAAUUCGGGCUCAAACCUAUGAAUUGCCCCGGUCACUGCUUGGUCUUCCAAGACAAAGUUCGCUCAUAUAAAGAAUUGCCCAUUAGAAUGGCUGAUUUUGGAGUGUUACAUCGAAAUGAGGAAAGUGGAGCACUUAGUGGAAUGACCCGUGUCCGACGGUUCGUACAGGAUGAUGCACACAUAUUCUGUAGAGUGGAUCAGGUUGGAGAAGAAGUGAAGGGUGUGUUGGAUUUCAUUGACUAUGUUUACAAAAUAUUUGGGUUUACCUAUGAGCUAAAGCUUUCAACGAGGCCAGAGAAGAAGUACAUUGGAGAUUUGGAAACAUGGGAUAAAGCUGAAAAGGAUCUUGAAAAAGCGCUAGAUAAUUUUGGAAAGCCAUGGGUUAUAAACAAAGGAGACGGUGCAUUUUAUGGCCCAAAGAUAGACAUAACAGUGUCGGAUGCAAUGAAAAGGAAAUUCCAGUGUGCUACUUUACAGCUUGAUUUUCAACUUCCGGCUUGCUUCAAACUGAAAUACAUAACUAAAAAAAACGAAAAGGAGAGACCUGUGAUGAUACAUAGAGCGGUGUUGGGAUCUAUUGAGCGUAUGUUUGCCAUAUUGUUGGAGCAUUACAAAGGAAUCUGGCCUUUCUGGCUUAGUCCCCGCCAGGCCAUAGUUUGCUCUCUUUCAGAGGAUUAUAGUUCCUAUGCAAAACAGGUACAAAAACAGAUUCAAGAAGCUGGGUACUAUGUUGAUAUUGAUGAAAGUGACAGAAGCAUCUGUAAAAAGGUGGCAGAUGCUCGGGCUGCACCAUACAACUACAUACUGGUCGUAGGUCAAAAAGAGGCUACAACGGGACAGGUGACAGUUCGGCUCAGAGAGGACCCUGCAGGCCGUAAAGACUUGCCAGAGAUGAGCAUCGACAGUUUGCUGGAUGAAUUCAAGUUCAAGACAGUCAACUUUCUCUGAGAUCCGAUCUGUUUAUGGGUUAAAAAUUCAUUUUCCUGUUGAUGAUGAAUGUAUUUCUUUUAUAAUAUAAGUCUUUUUCGUUGUACCAAGACAUAUUUUGGAAUAAAAGGUACUGUUGAAAUAUAA
Messenger RNA from Arabidopsis lyrata subsp. lyrata, 2749 nucleotides. RefSeq names its product probable threonine--tRNA ligase, cytoplasmic. The record is from RefSeq and is a predicted model, not a curated record. Gene Ontology annotation, biological process: threonyl-tRNA aminoacylation. Lineage: Eukaryota; Viridiplantae; Streptophyta; Magnoliopsida; Brassicales; Brassicaceae. Gene Ontology annotation, molecular function: ATP binding; threonine-tRNA ligase activity. Gene Ontology annotation, cellular component: cytoplasm; chloroplast; mitochondrion.